UUAUCUACCGGGAUUCCCUCACCAGCCAAUCGCGUCUGCGCCCUGGGACCGCCCGGAACAAAGAUGGCCGGGGCGGCCUCGGUGAGGGCAGACUGAUUCGAACAGCAGGCACCCGGCGGGACAGCAAAGGCAGAGUGGCAGCCGCGCGGUCGGGAGCAUGGAGGAGGGCAGCAGCGGCGGCGGCGGCGGCGGUGGCGGCGGUGGUGGCAGCGACAGCAACCCCGGCGGGAGUGUCGGGGCGCAGCAGAGAGAGCUGGAACGUAUGGCAGAAGUCCUCGUUACCGGGGAGCAGCUCCGGCUGAGGCUCCAUGAAGAAAAGGUUAUUAAAGAUAGACGGCACCAUCUCAAAACCUACCCAAACUGCUUUGUUGCAAAAGAACUGAUCGACUGGCUCAUUGAACACAAGGAGGCCUCUGACCGAGAGACGGCAAUAAAACUCAUGCAGAAAUUAGCUGACCGGGGCAUCAUCCAUCAUGUGUGUGAUGAGCACAAGGAGUUCAAGGAUGUGAAACUCUUCUACCGCUUCAGAAAGGACGAUGGUACCUUCCCACUGGACAACGAGGUGAAGGCCUUCAUGAGAGGCCAGAGGCUGUAUGAAAAACUGAUGAGCCCUGAAACUACACUCCUCCAGCCUAGGGAAGAGGAAGGGGUGAAGUACGAGCGAACCUUCAUGGCAUCCGAAUUCCUGGACUGGUUGGUUCAGGAAGGUGAAGCCACAACAAGGAAAGAAGGGGAGCAACUCUGUCACCGGCUUAUGGAGCAUGGCAUCAUACAGCAUGUGUCCAACAAGCACCCAUUUGUGGACAGCAAUCUCCUGUACCAGUUCAGAAUGAACUUCCGCCGGAGGCGAAGGCUGAUGGAGCUGCUCAAUGAGAAGUCCCCAUCCUCCCAGGAGACACAUGACAGUCCCUUCUGCCUGAGGAAGCAGAGCCAUGACAAUCGGAAAUCUACCAGCUUUAUGUCAGUCAGCCCCAGCAAGGAGAUCAAGAUCGUGUCUGCCGUGCGGAGGAGCAGCAUGAGUAGCUGUGGCAGCAGCGGCUACUUCAGCAGCAGCCCAACGCUCAGCAGCAGCCCCCCUGUGCUCUGCAACCCCAAAUCUGUGCUGAAGAGACCUGUCACUUCUGAGGAACUCUUGACUCCUGGGGCUCCAUAUGCAAGGAAGACAUUCACAAUUGUUGGUGAUGCCGUUGGCUGGGGCUUUGUUGUACGAGGAAGUAAGCCAUGCCACAUCCAGGCUGUGGACCCCAGUGGGCCUGCGGCGGCUGCAGGGAUGAAGGUCUGUCAGUUUGUCGUCUCUGUCAAUGGCCUCAACGUGCUGAAUGUAGACUACCGCACCGUGAGCAACCUGAUUCUGACAGGUCCAAGGACAAUCGUCAUGGAAGUCAUGGAGGAGUUAGACUGCUGAGUGAGGAGACAUGCCUGCUGGUGCCCUGGCCCAGAACUACACAGCAGUGGCAUGACGAGACUGCCAGAGAAACGGAUAAUGGGACAUACAGAUCUUUCCUCUGUCUAUACACACCUUGACCUUCAUACACUGUUUGAGUGUGGAAGAACUGGGUAACACAUCUUAAAAAACAAAACACAGCAGGAGUGUGGUGGCUCAAGUCUAUAAUCCUAGCAUUCAGGAGGCCAAGGCAGGCAGGAGGAGUGCUGCAAGUUCAAGGCCAGCCUUAGCUACCAGCACGAGCACGAGUGCCCGACGAGUGUUGUUUGUGCACUUGCGCAUGUACACACACACACACACACACACACGCACGCACACAUUCGUAGAUGAUGGUAGGGAAAUAGUUUCCCACAGGGUGGAAUUGUCUUACUAGAGCCCAGUUUGUAGUUCUCAAUCAGUGGUUUUCAUGUUUGCAGAAAGUUGUCAAAAAACUGAAAUAGCAACAUGGGAAAAAAUGCCAUUUUUAGACGUUCGUAGGGUAGCUAGUACAGAGUUUACAUCAGGUCCAUUGAGCUUUCGUGGCAGGAGUGAUCAAACAGCACCUGCAGUCCGGGCUGCUUAGGAUGCCGAGGCAGGAAGAUGACUGGAGCUCUGGUGGUUGGGCCAGCCUGGGCAAUAUAGUGAGACCCCCACGUUAACUAAAAGUGUUUUCACCAAAACGAGCCUGGAGCUGUUACGUAGGUCUAGAUUUCAGGCAGCUUAAAAUUAAAGCAACAUCCCUAGGAAUGUGACCAGCUGAUGAGACUUCCCAGGAAGGUUUGUACGCAUUCAACAGCUUAAAGGCCAUCAUCACAAAGGAACUUUCUUCCUCGAUAGUUUUAUUUUUGGGGGAGGAGGGUAAGGGGAGCACUGCCUUGGUAAGUGGCUCCAGCUAUUGACUUUCCUUAAAUUUCUGCCUUUAUCACUAACUUUCAGCUUGCCCAGUUUCAGUUAUGGCAUGAGGUGAAAAAUGAGACAAAAUGCUGUGUCAUGAGUGGUGGGGAUGGACAGAGGACUCUAUCUAUAACAGCGUGUCUCUCUUUUCUCUUCCUGGGCCUGGUUGGUUUUUCCCCAUAAAUCAGCAGCUUUCUGGGGUUUAUUUGAAAUGUACUGACUGUGAAAGCAAAGAGAUCUGUCCCUACCCAUGUACCCAUGUUAAGACUCAAAGUCAAACUUCCCAAACCUCCAGCAAGAUUGCACUUUGCAAGCGUCCACUUUUAAGAGACUUGGCUUUAGUGCAUCAAAACUUGAAAGUUCAAAUGCCUUCUUAGCCUGGAUUUUACAAGCCUUCUAAGGUCAGGGGAUGUACUACUCACUGAAGAGUCUGCUUGCCACUGCAAUCUCCAUCUUGGGUUAGAAUUCUUCAUCUUACCCCUGCAUGUUUCUUUGAUCUAGAAAAGACUUCCUCAGAACCAGAUGCGGGACCAUGUUCCUGUAAUCCCAGCACCCUGGAAAGUGGAGACAGAAAGGUCAGGUGUUCAAAGGGGGCUUGAGCUUUGGGACCCUGUCUCAAAAAACCCAGGAGGGGCAAGGGAGUACAUUUGGGGUAUUGUUAUGUAGAGGUCAUUCCUCAAAGUACCAAAUAAGAGUAAUUUUCCAUAAUGAGUUUUGAACAGAGAAGCUACGUUCUUAUUAUGUAUUAACAGAAUGGUAGUGUUGUGCCUCAGUGGUUUCUCGGUGGGAGGUGAUCAUCCUUCAUUGGUACUGGUGGAAUGGAUUCCAUAUCUGUAUGUAUAUGCUAGUCCAAUUUUUCUACCUUUAGUGAGAAAAUAGGAUUUUGAGGUGCUAUGAGUUGGCUGACAUUAAUAUUGUCAGUGUUUGGGAGAGAGGCUCUCCAUGUAUGGGUGUUUAUGCCAUGAGCAGGGCUCUGUGCGUAGCAUUCGUUGCCCAUGUUCUUUUUCACUCCUUGUCACAGCCUUUUAAGAUAGGUAUUAUUACUCUCAUUUUUCAGGUAGGGAGACUAGGUCUGAGCAAAUUCAAGGAUGUUCUCUAAGUUCACCUGCCAUAACUGCUGUGUCACACAGCCCUUUUCGUCAAUGCUGAGGCCCCUUGGCCUGUCUGCCCAGACUUCCUGUUUAGAGGUCAUGAAUUCAGCGCUCACUUUGUGCCACGCUAAGACCCUCAGGCUUUUGUUGUUUUAUUGGCCAAUACCAUCCUCACCUGUUUUAUACAUGAGGAAACCCACUCAUAGACAGGCUGGUUCGUUAUCCUCAAAACAGCUUAGCCACUAAGUAGGAGAUCUUACACAUGGCCCUCAUGUUUGUGUGUUUAUAUGUGUAUGUGUGUGUUGAGGCAGAGUGUCAAGCUCCUGAGCCUAAGUGGGAUUACAGGCAUACAGCACUGCUCUCAGAUAUGAUAACACCUUAAAAGAUGAGUCUCAGGAUGUUCUUCAUCUCUAGAUUUUCCUUGAUUGAUAAAAGAGGAAGCAGUGCCUGUAUAGUAUUAUAUUCUUGCUGCUCACCUCCAAAUGCUCUUUGCCUUGAACCCUAGAUCUUAUCAUUUCCCUUUAGGCAAAGUAACACACAGAAAAAGCUAUUUUCUCCACACAGCCUCCUGUCCAUCAGAGAGGGAGUGAAGAACAGUUCUAUUGUUUUCUUAUUUGGUUCCGUUCAUCCUCAAUGUAAAGGUCAAGUGCCAGAGAACAUUUUUUUUUUUAAUCUUAGCACUCUGGAGAUAGAGGCAGGUGGAUCUCUGUGAGUUUGAGGCCAGCCUUGUCUACAGAGGUAGUUCACAACAGCCAAGGUUACACUGAGAAAUCCUGUCUUGAAAAACAAGCAAAGAUAGCUUCUUGCUAUGUGGCAUAGCUUGUCUUCAAACCCAUUCUAGUUCUCUUUCCUCAAGGAAUAUCUUUUGGCCCUGAGUUCUCUCUCUCUCUCUCUCUCUCUCUCUCUCUCUCUCAUACACACACACACACAGACAGAUACACACAGCCUCAUAUAUGAUUAGUGACUAUUCCACUGGCUCCUAGGACCCUUUCUCACUCAUUCGGCAUUUGCACACAUGGUAUUUCUCCCUCUUUGCUGAGUAAAAUUAUCAUUAGAUCCUUUGAUUGUCAUCUCCUUAGAGAAAUCUUUGCCAGGCUCCCAAAGAUGUUCCCCUUCUAAAUUCUCCAAAUCCCCACAGACCCAUAAAUCUUAUUCAGACCUAAAUUGGAGCACAAUGACAUUUACAGUGUCAUUCCUUGGUCACAUGUCAGUCUUUCUACAUAGACCCUCAGCAUAUUGCAGAAUGGGGGCUGUGUCUUGGUAUCCAAUGUAUUUCUUGCCUUUAUCUGUCCCUAACCCAGAGUAGCACAUUCAUUACUCACUGUUGUCUGAUCAGCAAGCCCCAAAUUAUAGCCUCUAACAGCAUCAUUUAUUUGUUCAUGACUCUAUGGGCUGUCAGCAUUUGGUUGGCAUGACCAACCACUGCCCCAAAGAUGCCAGUAGGUCUAUGCACACAUUUGUAUUCAAUGUGCAAGUGCCUGAGGCCUUUUGCUCUUAGAAGUGCUGUCUUUUGAAUCUUGAAUGUCCUCCAAAAGCCUGUGUAUUAACAAGUUCUUUUCACCAGGGAGGCGAACACUGGGAGGUCAGAGAACCAGCCACACAUGUCAGUACUUAGGAAGUGGAAGCAGGAAGAUCAGGAGUUCAAUGGCAGCCUUGGUACCAGAGUAAGUCUGAGGCCAAGCUGGGUGACAUGAGAUACUGUCUCAUGUGUUAUAGGACCUAGUGAUAGAACCACAGGUAACUGAUGGGGGUAGGGGGAAGCCCUCUUUCUUCUUGGCCAUGAGAUGAGUAAUUUGGUUCCACCAUUUGCUCCCAUUGUCCUAACUUACCAUAUGCCUCAAAGGUGAGUUAGUACAAAAAUGGGGCCAAUCAUGGACUAAAACCUCAAAAACUGUGAGCCAAAAUAACACCUUUCUCAUUAUCAGUUGGUUAUCAUAGGUAUCUUGUCAUAGAGAGAGAAAUCUUUCUAACACAGGUGGCCUCAUGCAUACAUCUCCAAACCAACUUUGUUCUGAGUUGGAUUGCCACAGUUCCAGGUCAUACAGCCCCAAAUAACCUAGAAAGAAUCUACAACCUUCUCUCCUUUGGCUUAUAAAUUGAACACUUUGACUUUCACACCAUUUUAUGAACCAAGACAUAAAACUAUAAAACUAGCUCUAGGCACAGUGGUUAAGAUUCCAAAUUGUUCUUCCAGAAGACCCAAAUUUGAUUUCUGGCACCUCCACAAUGGCAUGAAACUGGCUGUCACUCCAGUUCCAAGGGAUCUGGGCUGCUCUUCUGACCUCCAUGGACACCAGCUACACACAUGGUGCACAGACAUAUAGGCAUGCAGAACACCCAUAUACAAACAAUGAAAAUAAAUCUUUAAAAAUAAAUAAAUAAAACUAGCCCAGAAACAGGAGUGGAGAAAUAGAUAUCACCUUUUAUGCAACUUGCAUAGAAUCUGUGCCCAUUUUUAAUUCUCUAAAAACAGAUGCAAAGAAGGAGCCGUAUUGAAAGCUUUAGGCUCAAGUUCUUAUCUACUCAUCAGGUGGAAUUGAAAUGUCUGAAGCUGGGUUUCUAAUGAAACCUUCCGAGUCCAUAGACCUUAAGAUGCCAGCUUAAUCUCUUCAUUUGACCAACAAAUGAGGCCUAAAACAAUGUUAUGCUCAAACCAGAAUUGUGAAGCUUGUCGGGUAGGAGCUGAAUGCCUUCUGAGCCUCCUGCCUUCCAUCCGUGGUACAGAGCGAUCUGCAGCACAGCGUCAUGCAGCUGAAAACAAGCAUAUAGCAUGAUGUACUCAAAAACCAAAAGUGUCAGCAGGUAUCUGGGAAGGAAAGGGAAUAUCAUAUCCUUUGUUGGCUGGGAACAUACUGUACUAUAAAGCAUAGACUAGACUCACAGCAAUCUUCCUGCUUCAGUCUCCGGAGGGCUAGAAUUCCCAGACUGAGCUACCAUUGCCUGUGUGGUUUUCAUCUAUCUUUGUGUACCUGUGAUCUUCAAAGAGGAAACAGUAUUUACUGCUUGAGAUAACAUUUCCCUGCACACCUUGGACAAGUUCCUUCUUGUUCUUUUAAAUACUUUCAAAGCCAAGCAUGAGGGCUCACACCUGUAUUCCUAGCAGGAGGAUUGCCAUGAGCUUACAUCCAGCCUGGGCUACAGGACUUUGUCUCAAAAACAAAACUCAUAAAAAAAAUGUAGAUUUUUAGAUGUUUGUGUGAUGUUUAUGUUUUGAUGAUGGAAAGGGAGAUAAUUUUUGUUUUUGUUUCUUCAUUAGUACAGUAUGUGUAAAUUAGAAGGCCAUCUUUUAUUGGAAUGGAAACUGCUGUUGCCUUUUGGGCUGUUCCUGCCUUCUGAGUUUAAUUACAACUGGGCAUGGCAGCCCACAGCAAGGAGAAGACUCAUGCUGGAGAAUGGAGUUUGAGACUAUCCUGGGCUAUACACAGAGACCCUGUCUAAAAAUUAAUAAUUUGGGCUAUGUGUGAUACCCAGAAGAUGUAAUAAUUAAGGAGACUACUUGAGAAAUGGUAGGUAACACAAGGAGGACAAGCCAUCUUUGCUUAGAUGAGGUGUUGCUGACUUCACACCAUCAUGUGACAAGUGGCCGCUUUGGAAGGACAGACACCAAGCUUAGGGAUAUCACUGCUAUCCAUUCAAAUAGGGGUCUUGAGUUUCCAAAUCUUUCCUUUCAGAUGUAUUGUAGAGAUGAUCAACUUUCAAGGCCUAGUUUGAACCAUUGGUACUGACUCUUCUCUGCAAGCUGCUAAGAAUUCUGUUUUAAUUUGACUACAAAUGAUCAGAAUAACUACCUGUAGAGCACUUCGGUGUGGCUGACUUGUUGAAUUGAUUGUUGACAUUAAUCAUGAUUUCCCGUCACCUGAACUUCGGGUAUAACGCAUACUUCUUCAUUGCAGUACCAAAAGGACAAAUGAGCUGUGUGCCAAAAUGAAGUUCAUAUCAACGAUCACAUGUAGUAUUAUCAGAUGAGUUAAAAAGUACUUAAUACAGAGCUUUAUUUUAAAAUUUGGUGAGAGUGAUUCACUAUCUUUAUUAAAAUUGUACCAUAAUACUUAAGAUGAUUGUACGAAAACACAGGGGUAUAGCAUGAAAUAAAUGUUACAUUUUUUAAAAUGA
Molecule: messenger RNA, 7521 nt
Organism: Meriones unguiculatus (Mongolian gerbil)
Lineage: Eukaryota; Metazoa; Chordata; Mammalia; Rodentia; Muridae
Gene: Deptor
Product: DEP domain containing MTOR interacting protein
Exons: 9
Coding region: 158-1405 (415 amino acids)
Biological process (GO): negative regulation of TOR signaling; intracellular signal transduction
Molecular function (GO): protein binding
Source: RefSeq, a predicted model, not a curated record